Molecule: messenger RNA, 4866 nt
Organism: Oncorhynchus nerka (sockeye salmon)
Lineage: Eukaryota; Metazoa; Chordata; Actinopteri; Salmoniformes; Salmonidae
Gene: ushbp1
Product: Usher syndrome 1C binding protein 1
Exons: 14
Coding region: 237-2486 (749 amino acids)
Source: RefSeq, a predicted model, not a curated record
GAGAGAGAGGGGGGGCUCCCAGUCGAGCAGGGUAGGCAGCACACAGGCAGGCAGAAGUUUUACAACAGAGAGAAACGGAGGAACCAUUGGAAGGUAUAAUUAUACAAAACUACAGGCAACAGGAUAGCAGUGUCUGGCUGCAGCAGCACCACAGAGGUUAGCUCAGUUCUCCAGUGUUUAAUGGCAGCUAGUGGACAACAGAUAGAAGCAGGAGAAUCACAGUGAGCUUCUGACUCAUGGAAGCCAUGGAGGAGUUCAAACGAGGGAGAUCUGAUACCCUGGACAUACAGUCAGAGGGUGAGGAGAUGACCCCGGUUACCCUGGUAACCACAAUGACCCCUGACACCGAGGUGAACUCUGAGCCUUCCCAGGCAGAGCUGGCUCAGUGUGAGGCGGAGGUCGGAACUCUACUCAGCAUCAUUGCUGAACUCAACAGGAAAAUGGGCGCAUUACAAGCACCAAGUGAUCCAGAUGACCUUAAACCACAGGAGCCAGUCAUCCUCCCUCCGGCUCCAGCCUCCCUGUCCAGCCCCCUUCCAUCCCUCUGCAACCCAGAGAAACACACUGGCACCGCAUCUAAAGCCCCAGUAACCAACAGAGAGGGUAGUGGUGAAGUAUGGUCAGAACUCCAGGGAGUCAUAUCUGUUCUGGAGGGUUCCAUUAACACCAGGAGGACCUGGGCUGCCUCUCACACUGCCUGUGGCCAGGACGGACAGAUGGAACACCUCACAGCCGCCAGGGACAGCUGGGUACAAGUCACACAGGUCUUAGAGGAGAUGGAGAGAGAGUUUGGGAUCUCGUACCCGUCUGGUCUGCCCCCCGAGGAGCGUCAGCAAUACCAGAAGGACAUCCUGGCACUUCACCAGCGGAACUGUGACCUGCGCAGCAGCCUACAAAGCAGACAGGAAGAACUAGAGGGGGCAAAGGUCACGGUGGGAGACAUAGAGGUUGAGAGGAACAGUCUACAUGAGAGGUUACUGGGCCUCCAUAAGGCGUGGCGAUCAGGCAGCCUCUCUCCUCCCUACAGCUCCUCAGGGAGCUCCAGUGGUGUGGUUCUGAGUCCUGGCUGGGCCUCCCCUGGUUCCCCUGGUUCCCCUUCAUUCCUUGGCUCUCCUCCCUUCCCCGGGUCACCCCUGUUCCUCAGAAGACCCAUCGCCAUGGGGAUCUUCCCGGCCCUCUCUACUGGUGGGGACAUAUCCUCCUCGGCCUCUCCAUCACCCUCCCCCUGGCCUGGGAGUGUCCCACAAGGCAGCCCCUGUCGUAGCCCCAGCCCCAGCGUCAGCCUGGAGGGUGAGACAGACAGACUACAGAGGUGUAUAGAAAGGCUGAAGGCCCGGAAUGAGCGUCUGACUGCAGCUCUGGACAAGAGAAAGGGAGAGUCUGAGCUGAUCAGUAUGACGCUCAGCAGACACGAAGCUGACAGCACAGCCCUGCAGAUGGCUCUCCAAUACUGCGAGGAGUGUGAGGAGGCCUACAGUGAGUUACUGUCUGUGUACGAGGGCAGGAGACAGCAGGUCAUACCACACUGGAGACACAUAGCAGGCCCGGUCAUGGAGAGUCAGCAGCCCAACAGUCCCAGGCCGUCCCUUAGGAGUCUAAGAACUGAGGAGUUGUCAACCUCCUUCUCAACACCAGGGGGUGCUGUUGAGACAGAAACACACAUCCAGACCAGGUUCCAUCUCUAUUAUACAGCCAGGGGGACCGAGGUAGAGGGGUGCGAGGCGGACAUUCGGGAGCGUAUCGAGCGGUUGAAGCAGGACAGGGCAGCAGUGUGUGUCCCUAAGCCAGGGCCUGGGGGAGAGGGGAAUCUCAGCCCAGAUACAGGCACCCUGGCUGGGCUUAGAGGGAGCCGUGGAGGACAAGGGGGCCAGGACACCUCCAACCCCCAGAGCACCAAGAGAGAGAAGGCUGUUCUGCUCUAUGACCUGGUCACUGUCAGGGAGGAGAUGUCGGAGCUGCGAGGUUUAAUCCGUCUGACGGAGAAGGAGCGGAGGUGUCUGGACUGGAGUCUAAUGGCCCAGAAGGCCCAGGAUGCAGCUGGAGCCCUGAUCUCUGAGAGCCUCGCUGAGGAGAUAGAGGACAGGAGGACAGAACAGCAGAGGACUUCUGAGAACGAGGAUAAGCUAAGCAACGAUGGAGACAUCCCUGGGCCUCAAAACCGUGCCAUCCUUCGAGAGCUACAGGCUGUCCUGCAACGGGAGCAGGUGCUGAAGAGGAGAGUGUCGGCGGUGAGGGAGUCUCUGGACUUGGUUCUCUCCGACAGCGCCUCUCGCAGGAGAGGCAACGAUGAGCAGAUGGCUCGGCUCGCACAAGCUCACAGCAAGGCCACAGGGUCGUACCGGAACGCUCGCAGGAAGUACAGGGAGAAGCUGUGGAGGCUGGAGAGUCAGGUGUCAGCAAUGUCAGAUCGUCACAUGACCCAGAUCGGGGCCCUGAAGGCCACGCUGGAGGCCAUGGAGUGCAGGAGGGAGGAGACUGUACUCUGACUGAGCUGAGGUCAGCUUCUGGGGACAUUGGUUCUAACUUCUGGUACAGGGUCAGAUAUUAUAAUCCAAAAUGGUUCGGAUGAAUUUGGGAUUUGAGAGUUAGGAUUAGCCUCGUACUACCAUCCUGAUCUCGCAAGUUUACAUAAAAUAUGUUUUACUACCGCUACUUUACUACAUCUACUUUACUACCACUACUUUACUAUAGCUACUUUACUACCACUACUUUACUACCACUACUUUACUAUAGCUACUUUACUACACCUACUUUACUACAUCUACUUUACUACAUCUACUUUACUAUACCUACUUUACUACAGCUACUUUACUACCGCAACCUUAUUACUACAGCUACUUUACUACAGCUACUUUACUGAGCUACUUUACAUUACUAAUCUACUUUACUACAUCUACUUUACUACAGCUACUUUACUACACCUACUUUACUAAGCUACUUUACUACAUCUACUUUACUAUCCCUACUUUACUAAGCUACUUUACUAAUCUACUUGACUAAACUUGCAGAAUCAGGAUGGUAGUACGAAGCCAAGUAAGGAUUGGACUGAUGAUCAAAUAAUCUGAUCCUUGAUCUGUGGUUAGAGGCAACUACUCUUGCCAGCCCUGCCUCCAUUCUGGCCAUAUAGAGACGAUGAUGUGUUAUCUUCAUUCAAGAAAAUGGCAGCAUUAUCCACAUGCUCAGAUCCAGAGAGCUGUAAGCAUCUGAGCCUGGUUAGGAUUUGACCCUGAGGUCAAGGGUUAUUUUCCCACACAGCCUGACUCUAUGAAGCCUGGCCCUGCUCCUCUGAUCUGACAGUGGAGAGGUGAUGAGGUCUGAUGUGUCCACGCUCACCGCUUGUCUUGUUUCUGGUGCUUAUUCACAACCUUUAUCUCUCUCCUCCCUCUUCCUCUCAUGCUCUCUCCCUCUCCUUUUCCCUCUCUUCAUCAUUCUCCAUCUUCUUGCCCCCCCCCAUCUCCUUCUCUCCUCUCCCGUCCUCUCUUCAUUCAUCUCCCUCUCUCCCCCUCUGCCCUGUCUGAGGCGUCUGGCCAGCUGCAGCUGUGACCAGCGGUCAGGAGGUUAAGGCAAAGGUUGAGUGUCACACCCACCGGGUCACAGCGGUGCCUGGCUGUUGUGUCAACCUCUGAAUGGAGGGUUCAGGGGGCCAGACUAGGAGGUGAGCCCCUGCUACCCUGACUCUUGCCUGAGCUUGCCCUCUGUGGCAGCAGGGGUCAUCAGGGUGGAUCUGCUGCCCUGUUCCCCUCUCCCUGGGUCUCCCUGUGUCUCCCUGUGUCUCCCUGGGUCUCCCUGUGUCUCCCUGUGUCUCCCUGUGUCUCCCUGUGUCUCCCUGAGUCUCCCUGUGUCUCCCUGUGUCUCCCUGGGUCUCCCUGUGUCUCCCUGUGUCUCCCUGGGUCUCCCUGUGUCUUCCUGUGUCUCCCUGUGUCUCCCUGUGUCUCCCUGGUUCUCCCUGUGUCUCCCUGUGUCUCCCUGUGUCUUAAUGACCAUUGUUAUAAUAGCUGCUAUUAGAACAUAGUAUACAAUUAUCAUUCCAUUUUGCUAUCUCUCUCUCUCUCCCUCUCUCCCUCUCUCCCUCUCUCUCUCUCCCUCUCUCCCCUCUCUCUCUCUCUCUCUCUCUCUCUCUCUCUCUCUCCCUCUCUCUCUCUCUCUCUCUCUCUCUCCACCCUCUCACUCUGUCUCCCCCGUCUCUAUCUCUGUCUCUCUCUCUCUCGUUCUCACUGCUGUGCGUUUGCCUCCAGCUCAUCAAAGGGUCUCAAUCCAGGUUCUAACCUCUGGUUGACUCUGCUUUCCUGGCAAAAGAUGUCACGAGAAGGGAAAAAUAGAAGGAGACAUUGAUGCACUCACCCAUGUCUAUAGCAUUGAUACAGUAAACAUCAUGUGCUUAUGUCAUUAUAGUAAUGUGUGAUUUCUCUACAGUCUCAGGACUCAGCGUCUGUAUGAUAGGGUCCAGCUGAUGAUCAUGUAUUUACAUCAACUGGAAUGUUUUUCACAAUGACUGUUUUGAAUUAUUGAAUGAACUUAUCUCCUUGGUUUGGAAUGAAAUCAUGCUACUGAAAGACAUAUUGAAUCUAUUUUUAAAAAAGGACAAGUUUAAUAUAAUCCUGGUGUAACGAUUUAAUGCAGGAAAUGUGGAUACGAAGUGUGUUUGCUUUGCAUAAGGGGUAUAUCAAAAAUGAUCUGUGAACAGAUUGAGGAAACAGGGGAUCUGUAGAUGCCUGGGAACAAGUCCCCCUGCCAUUAUUACACAAUAACAGAGGCUGUCAAUCACACACACAGAGGGCAAUGACCCUAGGGUUGAAGGUCACCUCAUUUACUCUCUGCAUCCGUAUCUCAUUUAAAUAAAUUGUCCUGCUAAGCCGUAUAAAGAGA